This is a messenger RNA of Guillardia theta CCMP2712, 444 nucleotides long. RefSeq lists its product as hypothetical. Gene Ontology annotation, molecular function: peptide receptor activity; guanylate cyclase activity. The annotation marks the transcript as partial. The transcript has a single exon. The record is from RefSeq and is a predicted model, not a curated record. Gene Ontology annotation, biological process: intracellular signal transduction; receptor guanylyl cyclase signaling pathway; cGMP biosynthetic process. NCBI's taxonomy places the organism in Eukaryota, Cryptophyceae, Pyrenomonadales, Geminigeraceae.
GUCCUCCAGCUCGACAUCUGCAACUUCACAAGGAUGUCGCAGGGAAGUUCAGCCAUGGAGAUCGCGCAGAUGGUGCACAAACUGUUCUCCAGCUUCGAUCAGGCGGUGAUGAAGUACAAACUCUUCAAGAUCGACACGGUCGGGGACGCCUACAUCGUUGCUGGAUGGCUGCCCUGCGACAGUGACUGGUCCAUGAAGGAGGAGACGAGAGCUUCUUGCUCCUCCAUUCUCAACCUCGCGCGCCUGAUGCUGAGGGCUCUACGCAAGCAUAACAGGGAGAGAGGAGGGAAGGAGGAGCUUAGCUGCCGUGUCGGCAUAGCGGUGGGUCUGGUGGCGUCGGGGGUGCUGGGGAGGAGACACUCGCGGUUCUACGUGGUGGGGCAGGCGAUGAGGGAGGUCGACCUGCUGGAGCAGACGGCCCUGAUCAACAACGUUCACGUCAGU